GUAUUGAUCCGCAGCUGCUUUCAUACAUUCCCAAUAUCAUUAAUGGAGAGGAUAACUUAAUGCUUUGUGCGGUUCCACAAGAGGAGGAAAUAAGGGGGGCCAUUUGGGACCUCAACUCUCAUAGUGCACCAGGCCCGGAUGGAUACAAUGGGACCUUCUUCAAAACCUACUGGCACAUCAUCCAUGAUGAAGUGACUAGAGCAACCCAAGAAUUUUUCUUGGGUNCCGCAGCUGCUUUCAUACAUUCCCAAUAUCAUUAAUGGAGAGGAUAACUUAAUGCUUUGUGCGGUUCCACAAGAGGAGGAAAUAAGGGGGGCCAUUUGGGACCUCAACUCUCAUAGUGCACCAGGCCCGGAUGGAUACAAUGGGACCUUCUUCAAAACCUACUGGCACAUCAUCCAUGAUGAAGUGACUAGAGCAACCCAAGAGUUUUUCUUGGGUCUGCCCAUCCCUAAAUCCUAUGGGGCGACUCUCCUCACUCUGAUUCCUAAGGUGGACAACCCUAAAUCUCUGGGAGACUACAGGCCGAUCUCAUUAUCCACAUUCCUCUCCAAAGUCAAUACUAAAAUCCUUGCAAAUAGAUUGGGUUCACUCCUUCACAAACUCAUCAGUCCCGAGCAAAGUGGGUUUCAAGCAGGUAAAGGAGUGGAUGAAAACAUCCUCCUCACCCAGGAGAUGAUCCACUGCCUUGACAACACCUCUGGAAGCGCCAACAUUGCUAUCAAAUUGGACUUCGCCAAAGCUUUUGACAGAAUUUCAUGGCAAUUCUUAGAGGUUACUCUAAGCUCUUUUGGUUUCUCCUCCCAGUCAUGCCACCUUCUUUUAUCCACACUCAAGGUAACCCACUUCUCCAUCCUCAUUAAUGGAACUCCACACGGGUUUUUCAAAAUGAAGAGAGGGGUUAAGCAAGGGGACCCCCUAUCCCCCCUCCUCUUUAUCCUGGGAAAUGAAGGCCUAAGUAGACUUAUUAAGGGGAAGGUUGAGGAGGGUUCCUUAAAAGCCAUUCAUACAGGGAGAAACCAUCCCCCCUCCCACCUUGCAUAUGCGGAUGACAUAAUUUUCUUCCUUAGUGGUCAUUUUAGAAACUUGCUCAGGUUCAAAGGGCUACUGGAUUGUUUCCUCAAAUCAUCUGGACAUCUUAUCAACCUCAACAAAAGCCAUUUCUACACAGGUCUGAGAGUGAAGCUAGAUAUCAAAGCUAAUAUGCAAAGAGCACUUCAUAUGAGAGAGGGCAAGUUACCUUUCACCUACUUAGGGGCAACCAUUGGAAAAGGGAAAGUUAAGAAGGAAGAUUGUAAGAAAAUUGUCCAACAUUUUGAUGUCUACCUUAAUACCUGGCAUAGCAAGGUACUCAACCAAAUGGGGCGUUUAAUCCUAAUUAAGCAUGUUCUCAGCUCAAUACCCUUACACAUUGUUGCUGUCCAGCAAAUGCCUAAAUCUAUCCACAACAUUUUGAACAAAAAGAUGCAGAACUUUCUAUGGGGAUACAAAAAUGGGAAGCCUAAAUAUCAUUGGAUAUCUUGGAGAGGCUUAUGCUACCCAAAACAUGAAGGAGGUCUAGGCAUUAGACACCUGGAAGAUGUAGAAGCAGCUUACUCAACCAAACUUUGGUGGAAGAUUAGAAACUCACAAGGUCUUUGGGGGGAAUACAUGAGGAGAAGAUACAGGCCGGAUUCUUUUCAAGAACGUCCUACAGACACAGUUACCUGGAAAAGGGCUGCAAAGAUCCAUAACUGGGCCUUACAACAUGUCCAGGAAGUGGAUGAAACCGACACCUGGGAGGGAGAGCCCUUCACCACCAAGUUGGCAUACCACGCCUGGAGGGAUUCUAAGCCUAUCUCUCUUGCCCAUAAGAUGAUUUGGAACAAGCUUCAGAUUCCAAAGAUCAGCCUCUUCAUGUGGAAAGCUUUCAAUAAUAUACUCCCCUACCCGGAAAACUUUUCCAGGUUUAACCUUGCCCUUCCUUCCCAAUGCAGCUUCUGUCUCAACGGCCCGCAGGACCUCAACCAUACCCUCUUCCAGUGUCAAUUGUCCUUCAGAAUUUGGAGGUUCUUCUCAGCUCUAUUUGAUGGUCCCAUUCCUAGUAGGGAAGAUACCCUACAUGAUACCUGCAUGAAAUGGUGGAUUAGCACGCCAUGGAACAAGCUGCAGGAUAAAAUCACCUCGGUCCUCCCCGGCUUCAUUGCAUGGGGACUAUGGAAGGCUCACAACGAAGUGAAAUACGCCGGGAAAGCUUUCAAAGAAGGGACUAUUAUCGCAACAAUCAUGAAGACGAUACAACAAUGGAUAUGGAUUCACAAAGGCAAGAAAUGGAUGCAUAUGGAUGAAACGUUGAAGUCCUUGGGUUUCCGUUUGCACUUUAAUAGAAAUAACUCUCAAUGCUUUUCUGUCUUGUAAUCUUAACUG
Cuscuta campestris is the source of this 2406-nucleotide messenger RNA. NCBI's taxonomy places the organism in Eukaryota, Viridiplantae, Streptophyta, Magnoliopsida, Solanales, Convolvulaceae. The record is from the annotation of a GenBank genome assembly.